CACGGUCCUUGGAUCGAAGUCCCCCGCGGGGUUUGGGGAUUGUGGCACCUUCUUGCAACCAGCUGUUCUGAAAGGACUUGUGUCGUCAGCUGGACAGUGCCAGCAACCGACCCCCCCCCCAGGUUACCUGGCCCCAGUGACUCGUUGCCCCAGGAUUUUCCUGGCCCUGCGACUCUGCACGACCCAGCCCCACCACCUUUAGCCCUGUGUGCCCCUUGCUCUGUGGCUUGUUUCUGAAUUUCAGGAUCGCACUGAAGGACGAGCUAUUUAACUGUACUGAUUUUGGACGCGUGUCCCUUGAUUUCUCACCUCUUUCCCUCAGGGCAUAUAUUUUCUUGGGUCCUGUUCUCUAGGGCAUGGGUUGGAAUCUGAAUACCUACCUAUUCUCUGACGACCUUACCUUCUCUGUGAUGGAACCUAGGAAAUGCAUGCUAGGGAGGUGCUCCGUCGCGAACCCAGCUCCCACAGAACAGGAAUGUCAAUGGCCUUGGGCUGAGAAUCUAGGUGUCUCUGAAGAGAUGUAAUCUUGAGUUCUCCUGGGAAAUCCUCAUGAGGUAUUACUUCCAGAAGGUCCAAGGGAGGAACUCUAUUCCCUGGAAGCUGGAAAUGGGCACAGCGUGACCAAACCAGAGCUCAUCUUUGAGUGGGAGCUUCGAUUUGGAUCAUGGACCACAGCAGAAGCCACAAUUGGAUGCGUGCCUGAAUCAUCUUGAUCAAGAGGCACUCAUGCCAUCUCUGUUCCCAGUGACAUGCUGCUGCCUUGAGGACCAUAGUGAGGACGCUGGGUGUCCUGGAACCUGGAAAUGGUGUUGGUGUCAUUUGAGGACGUAGCUGUGGACUUCACCUGGGAGGAGUGGCAGGACCUGGACGCUGCUCAGAGGACCUUGUACCGGGACGUGAUGCUGGAGACCUACAGCAGCCUGUUGUCCUUGGGGCACUGCAUGGCCAAGCCUGAGUUGAUUUUCAACUUAGAACGGGGACUUGGACCACAGAGCACAGCAGGAGCCUCAGUCUGGAACCUCUCAGAACUGAAGAUUCAUGAGGAAAUCCACCGAGGGGCAAAGUCCUAUGAAUGUGAAGUAUGUCUGGAAGCAUUUUACCUGAAGCCACAGUAUAGCACAAAGCAGAGAUAUCACACAUGCGAGAAUCCAUAUGACUGUAAGAAAUGUAGAGAAGCUUUCUAUUCUGAGUCUACCCUCAGUCAGUAUCAGAGGCUUGAGAGAGGUGAGAAACCCCAUGCCUGUGUAGAGUGCGGGAAAUCCUUCUACUGCAAGUCUCACCUCACUGUGCAUCAGAGGACCCACACAGGUGAGAAGCCUUAUGAAUGUAAAGACUGCAGGAAAGCUUUCUACAGCAAGUCCCAGCUCAAUGUGCACCUGAGAAUUCACACCGGUGAGAAGCCUUAUGAAUGUAAAGACUGCAGCAAGGCUUUCUACCGAAAUUCUGACCUCACCGUACAUCAGAGAACUCAUACAGGUGAGAAGCCCUACGAAUGUAAAGUCUGCAAUAAAGCUUUCUACUGCAAUUCACAGCUCACUGUACAUCACAGGACUCAUACAGGCGAGAAGCCUUAUGAGUGUCAAGUCUGCAAUAAAGCUUUCUACUGCAAGUCACAACUCGCUGUACAUCACAGGACUCAUACGGGGGAGAAGCCUUAUCAAUGUAAAGAAUGCAGGAAGGCAUUCCAGUGUAGGUCAGACCUCACUCGACAUCAGAGAACUCAUACUGGCGAAAGGCCAUAUGAAUGUCCUGAGUGCAGGAAAGCUUUCUACCGCAAGUCAGACCUCACAGUACAUCAGAGGACACAUACAGGUGAGAAGCCCUACGAAUGUAAAGAGUGCAGGAAAGCUUUCUACUGUAAUUCACAACUUACUGUACAUCAAAGACAACACACAGGCGAGAAGCCUUAUGAAUGUAAAGACUGCGGGAAAGCUUUUCAGUGCAAAUAUGAACUCACUCGACAUCAGAGAACACACACAGGUGAGAAGCCUUAUGGAUGUAGAGAAUGCAAGAAAGCUUUUUACACCAAGUCAGAUCUCACUCGGCAUCUAAAAACUCACACAGGGGACAAACCCUAAAGAUAUAGAGCACAGUAAUACUUAAUAAGUCAGUUCUUAACUAGCAUCAGAGAUCACACAUAAAAACGUUUUACCAUAAAAUUAGACUUCAUCUCAGAGAAUUCCUACAAAUUUAAGAAACCAUUGAUGUAAGAAAGGUCUGUAGCUCAUCUCCAUGUAUAGACUGAUUAGUUUAGGGAAUGUGAAAAGACUCUGUGGGCAAAACAUCAUUUAGUAUAUACAGGUGAAUUUCCCUUUGAAUAUAAAGAAUACUAAAGCACUUUUUUUCUUAAAUUAUAAAGCACAUUCAAUGGCAGGAAAUCUCAUCCAGACUUUAUCGCUAUAUAUGACAUGGAAAAUGUUGAUACCUAAGUCAUGCCUCAGUCUCAGAAAACCUCAUAAAGUGUAGUAGCACACAGCAAAUAAUUUAGCCAGGCCUGGCUUUGCAUUCUGACCCAUGUGAGUGAUCUUGGUGAGACUCAUUUGGACUUGAUGUUUAACAGCACAGCAAGAUUCGAAAUCAAGACAGAGGAAAUCUCCACAUGGAGGUGCUCAGCUUUAAUACUGGCACUCAGGGGGCAGUGUCAUAUACAUCAGUGUGAGUUGUGCUGACCUCUUCAAAAUAGUGUGUUCUGGGCCAGCUAGGGACUACAGUUAAAUCCUGUCAUGAAAAAAGUGAGAAAAUGUUAAAUGGCAAUAAAACCCAUAAGAAAGAAUAUAAAGGAUCUUUGAAAUAGUACUUGAAACUCAACUGACAUCAGAAACACAACAAAGGCCGGGCAGUGGUGGCGCAUGCCUUUAAUCCCAGCACUUGGGAGGCAGAGGCAGGUGGAUUUUGGA
This is a messenger RNA of Mus pahari (shrew mouse), 2897 nucleotides long. RefSeq names its product zinc finger protein 571-like. The transcript is spliced from 7 exons. Gene Ontology annotation, biological process: regulation of DNA-templated transcription. Lineage: Eukaryota; Metazoa; Chordata; Mammalia; Rodentia; Muridae. The record is from RefSeq and is a predicted model, not a curated record. The coding region runs from base 804 to 2078 and encodes 424 amino acids.